CCAAAGGUACAUCGACCGAGAACCCAAGACCAUAUAUCACCCGAAAUAUAUACAUAUACAAUAAGAGACAUAUACAUUAUUAUCGAGCUAAUAAAUCUAAUCUCUAACACUAGUGCUUGCGGUGUAUUGUUUAGUCGUUUUUAAAAUCUUCGCCGUGCAAGAAGUACGCGGAUUUAAAAAAUACUUAUUUAGAUUUUUUAAUUAACUAGGGUUAGAGGUGUCGUUCGCUGUGGAAAAAUUACUUACUGUUUACUGUUGCUAUAUAACAAAUAUAUAGAUAUAUAACAAAUAAAUAAAGGAGGUUUAUUUAAUAAAUAUGAGCGGAUUACUAAAGCUCUCGAGCCUUCUAUCAGGACAACCCGCUCGAGUUCUGAAUAAAUUAGGGCUACCAGCAGUAACGAGUCGUAAUUUCCAUUACACACAUGACGGAAAAGCCAAGACUUCGGAAGCGAUAUCCAAGCAGUACCCAGUGGUAGAUCACACGUACGAUGCAGUGGUGGUGGGAGCAGGAGGAGCGGGACUGAGAGCAGCGUACGGUCUUGUAGCAGAAGGAUUUAAAACAGCAGUAAUUACUAAAUUAUUUCCCACACGGUCGCACACCGUUGCCGCCCAAGGUGGAAUAAAUGCGGCUCUGGGUAACAUGGAAGAAGACAACUGGCAGUGGCACAUGUACGACACCGUCAAGGGCUCGGACUGGCUCGGUGACCAAGAUGCCAUUCAUUACAUGACACGUGAAGCUCCGAAGGCUGUCAUUGAAUUAGAAAAUUGCGGUAUGCCGUUCAGCCGAACCCAGGAUGGGAAAAUAUAUCAGCGGGCAUUCGGUGGGCAGUCUUUGAAGUUCGGCAAAGGAGGGCAGGCACACAGAUGCUGCUGUGUCGCCGACAGAACCGGGCACUCGUUGCUCCACACACUCUACGGCCAGUCAUUGAGUUACGACUGCAAUUAUUUUGUCGAGUACUUUGCUCUAGAUUUGUUGAUGGAAGGCGGAGAAUGUCGGGGAGUGAUAGCGCUGUGCCUUGAAGAUGGUUCGAUCCAUCGUUUCCACUCUAAGAAUACAGUUCUGGCAACUGGUGGGUAUGGACGGGCCUACUUUUCAUGUACGUCCGCUCACACGUGCACUGGAGACGGGACAGCGAUGGUCACACGUGCUGGUCUUCCUAAUCAAGACUUGGAGUUCGUACAAUUCCACCCGACAGGAAUUUAUGGAGCUGGAUGUUUGAUUACUGAGGGAAGUCGUGGCGAAGGUGGUUAUUUAAUUAACAGCGAAGGUGAACGAUUUAUGGAACGUUACGCUCCAGUGGCCAAAGAUUUAGCCUCGCGAGACGUAGUUUCGAGGUCGAUGACCAUUGAAAUCCGUGAGGGACGUGGCGUUGGACCGGAGAAAGACCACAUUUACCUUCAGUUACAUCAUUUACCACCAGAACAAUUGGCCGCCAGGCUUCCGGGUAUCUCGGAGACUGCGAUGAUCUUCGCUGGAGUGGAUGUCACUCGCGAGCCCAUCCCAGUAUUGCCUACAGUGCAUUACAACAUGGGUGGAGUGCCUACUAAUUACAAGGGGCAAGUAUUGACGACCAAGAACGGCGAAGAUGUCGUUGUACCUGGACUCUAUGCCUGUGGAGAAGCUGCCUCUGCUUCUGUACACGGCGCUAACCGACUUGGUGCCAAUUCUCUACUAGAUCUGGUUGUAUUUGGCCGUGCUUGUGCAAUUACUAUUUCACAGGAGAACAAACCUGGUGAAAAAAUAGGUCCACUUAGUUCGAAUGCUGGAGAAGAAUCCGUUGCGAACUUGGACCAUAUUAGACAUGCGAAUGGAUCAGUUUCGACUGCCGAUUUGAGAUUGAAUAUGCAGAAGACUAUGCAAACUCAUGCCGCUGUUUUUAGGGAGGAAAAGACUCUUCAAGACGGCUGCCGCAAAAUGACUGACAUCUACAAGAAAUUAGACGACAUCAAAGUAACUGACCGGUCGUUAAUUUGGAACUCCGACUUGAUCGAGACUUUGGAGCUUCAAAAUCUCAUGCUCAACGCCAUGCAGACAAUUUACGCGGCUGAAAACAGGAAAGAAAGUCGUGGAGCUCAUGCCCGAGAGGACUACAAGGACAGAAUUGAUGAGUACGACUACAGUAAGCCCUUGGAAGGCCAGCAACCAAAGCCAGUAGAUCAACAUUGGAGAAAGCACACGCUCACGAACAUGGAUGCGAAAUCUGGAAAAGUAUCCAUUGACUACCGACCUGUAAUCGACGCAACUCUUAAUACUCAGGAAUGCGCAACGGUACCACCUGCAAUUAGGUCGUACUAAAAUAUUUACUAGACCCGAUCUAGCUCGCACAUUUUGAUUUAAAAUAAUUUUUUUAAAAAAUUAUUACGUUUAAAAAUUUUAGUUGACUUCAAUCAAAUUGUUUUUUUUAUCGUACUGCAUAAAAAUAAUAGAGAAAAAUAAGUAAUUUAUAAAUGAAAGUAAUCGCGACCACCAAAGUUAAUUCUUGUCAACUCGUUCAUAAAUAAAAGUCUGUUAUUAUAAUAAUAUAUGAUAAAAUGAAUACGACUUAUUAUUUUAGGACAUCUGAAGGUGCUGAUUGUUAUAUUAAGUAAUUGAAAAAAAAAACAAUAAUUAAUGUUGUUUUUUUAAAAUUAAUUGCGUUGAAAUUUGAUAAUGAACGAUGUGUUAUUUCGUACGCGGCACUUUACUUAAAGAAACGACGACGUAGGAAAAUUGACAGUUUAAGGAAAUACUAGCUUCUGUUUGCGACUGAAAUCAGUCCGAAAUAUAAGUAUUAAUUAAUAUUAAUCACAAAAGAUAAUUACUUUUAAUUUAUCACUAGACAUUUUUUUGUGCAGUAUUCUUUAACGUCAAUAAACUUUUUAAUUUUUAAACAGUUACUUAAACUGUUACUACGUUGUCAGACACGCAGUGUGAAAAAUUGUAUCAAGAUCUGGCCGAUUAAUUUGUAAAAGACGCACUUACGACAAUUAACUUAUUGGUAGCAAGUCAAUGACCAAGUUAAUUUAAAUAAAAGUUACCAGUGAUUAGAGUUUAAAUUUGUUUUGACAUUUAAAUAUUAAUAAAAAUGUACUUUGUUAAAUUUUUAAAAUGUAUUGAGUCGUAUGUGUGCGUGAGAUUGUAAAUAUAAGCGAAUAAAUAAAAAAAUUAUUAAAA
Microplitis mediator is the source of this 3154-nucleotide messenger RNA. It is a transcript of the gene SdhA, whose product is annotated as succinate dehydrogenase [ubiquinone] flavoprotein subunit, mitochondrial. Gene Ontology annotation, biological process: tricarboxylic acid cycle; mitochondrial electron transport, succinate to ubiquinone. The transcript is spliced from 6 exons. The coding region runs from base 317 to 2296 and encodes 659 amino acids. Gene Ontology annotation, molecular function: flavin adenine dinucleotide binding; electron transfer activity; succinate dehydrogenase (quinone) activity. Lineage: Eukaryota; Metazoa; Arthropoda; Insecta; Hymenoptera; Braconidae. The record is from RefSeq and is a predicted model, not a curated record.